Archocentrus centrarchus (flier cichlid) is the source of this 3885-nucleotide messenger RNA. RefSeq names its product zinc finger and SCAN domain-containing protein 5B-like. The coding region runs from base 123 to 1370 and encodes 415 amino acids. The transcript is spliced from 2 exons. The record is from RefSeq and is a predicted model, not a curated record. Lineage: Eukaryota; Metazoa; Chordata; Actinopteri; Cichliformes; Cichlidae. Gene Ontology annotation, molecular function: RNA polymerase II cis-regulatory region sequence-specific DNA binding; DNA-binding transcription factor activity, RNA polymerase II-specific. Gene Ontology annotation, biological process: regulation of transcription by RNA polymerase II.
GAUGCAGACUGAUGCUUUCAUUUUGAAGGAGCGGGGCUCAGCAGGAGCGUUUCCUGUCAGGUUUGUUGUUGUCUCGCCCUGUUUCCGGUGUGGAUGCAGCUGUUGGAGGUCCCAGCAUCAAAAUGACCAAGCUGCAGCUGCUGAACGCCUACCUGACGGAGCGGCUGUCGGUGGUGGUGAAGGAAAUCUUGGACGUGGUGGAGGACACGGUGGCCGAGUACCGGGAGGAGACCGCCAGAGCCAAGCGAGAGAACGAGAGCCUGCGGAGGCAGCUGCGGGACAUCCUGCUGCUGGAGGCCGGGACCGAGUGGCUGAAGUCUACCAGGUCCAGUCUCGGUUUGGCAGCUCCUGAUCGGCAGCCCGGUGAGCCUGAGCGGAGGUCCCGCUCUGAGGAGCCAGACUCCGGCCCGAACCCACCCCGACAGCCGCCGCCUAAAGCGGUCAAGCCGACGACCCAUGAGCAGGUAGUGUCUGUGCAGCUGCUGGCGGUCCACAGCGACCCAUCACCGGGGCCAGUCCACCUACCAGUGGACACGAAGACUGUGGAGCCGCGGGACCCGGCGCUGAAGGCUGACCGUCUACAGGAAGUGUUUGGGAAAGCUUCACCCAUUACCUUGCACUCCUCCCUGAAUCUUCCCUCCGCUUCAGCCCCCAAAAUUCACAUUGAAGUUCCUCAGGUGGUCAGGGAGGAGCCCCGGGCUCCGCCCCCUGCACUCAUCAAAGCUGAACCUGAAGAGUACAGUGUGAGCGAGCCUGAAGGUCACACGGACUCUUUGACCGGUGCUGCUCACAUUGCGGCCGAAGAGUUCCGGAGCAGGGUGGAUGCAGAGAGGGCGGCGGUGGUGGUGGGUGCAGAAAGGCAGGAAGCUCAGAAGAACAGGAAGUCCUCUCAGGAGAAGCCGCCGCCUGCAGACGGCACAGCCUCUGCUUUCAUACCUGAACUCGUGCAUCGCUGCCCACGCUGCGGCGAGGCGUUCGGCCAGGCCGCCAGCCUCCGCAUCCACCUGGAGCAGAAGAGGAAGACCUACGCCUGCGAUUGGUGCUGCAAGUCCUUUGCGCAGUCAGCCGACUUACGGCGCCACCUGCGCACGCACACGGGCGAGCGGCCACACCGCUGCACCUUCUGCUCCAAGAGUUUCAGCCAGAGAGGAAACCUGCGGCGGCACCUGCGCAUCCACACGGGCGAGCGGCCGUACAGCUGCCCGUUCUGCUGCCGCACCUUCAGCGACGGCGACACCAUGAAGAAGCACAAACGCACGCACUCGGGAGAGAAACCGUACCGCUGCGCCCAGUGCGCCAAGACCUUCACCAGCGCCAGCGGCCUGCAGAUUCACAUGAAGAAGGACAUGUGCUUCGUGACUAACGCCUGAUUGGGCGCUUCAGGACAGAUGCAGUUUGGAUUCACUGGAAUGAGCUGAAGGAUCAGCCAGAAAGGCUUCAAAACAACAGCCAAUCAGAGUCCUCAAAUUAAAGCUGGAAGUAUGACUCUUGGUGUCACUGUGAUGUGCUUUGUCGGGAUGCACCGAUCCGAUAUUUUAGACAAAUGUCUGUCGAUCCCGAAACCGUUUCAGGUGCUCUGUUUGUUCUCGUCAGCAGGGAGGGUGCUCACGGAGAAGGAUCGGUGGUCUUUCGUACUGACGCACCCACAGAUUUAAUUUCAUUUCUGUGUGUGUAAAAGUGUGUAACAUUGGUCAGCAGGAAAGACUCCCACACUGAGCCUGAAUCAGACCGCUGACAACAAGUCAGGUGAAUAACAUAUUUAUGAUUCUUUUUUAUUUAUGCGCUGGUUGUUUUUGGAGUUUAUUUGACCAAGUUAGCAAAACUAAGUUCAGCUGACCCUCACAGAGGCUCAUUGAGAUUUAAAAUCUCUUUUUUAAGAGCCAUCUCAGGAGGCAGCAGAGACGUGAAGUCAGCCUGAAGGUUUUUAAUGGUGCAAAUUUAAUGAUUUUACCAAAUCAGUUUUUACUCAGAUUAUUUUUACACAUUUCUGUGAUCUCAUGAAGAACACUCAGAGGCAUUUGAGGAGUUUCAAAAACUGUUAUUGGCAAAUAAAUGUAUUUAAGCGUCAGCAUUUCCUCUGUUUUCAUGCUGGAUCUCAGCUUCUGCUCGUGAUCCUGACUGAUGGAGCUCCAGGCUCCUCACUGUUUGUGGGCUUCUGCUUCUUAGGCACUGAUCACAGAUUCUGGAACAGAUUAAGAUGUGGUCGAGUUUCCCACAUCCAAAAUGUUAAUUUGAUGAUGUUCUGUUUUGUGACAUGGAGCUCCAUCAUGCUGAGCCUGAACAUGCUCAGACUGCCAACAAACUGCUCCUGGAUCAGUGGAAGAAGUCGGUCUUUGGUCCUGAGAAGGAGAAGCUCACAAACUGUGAAAUGUCCAUUUCAGCUCCUGUAGAUUUAAGGAAAAGUGACACGUGAUGUUAUCCUGCACAUAAGAACGAUUCAGUGUCUUCAUCCCAGUGAGGAAACUGACUCUGGGACUGGGUUGAAUACCUGAAGCCGGUUUAUCGUUAAAAAGUCGAAUCGGUGCAUCCCCGCUGCGAGCAGAAGCAUUAUUGAUUCAUGAAGAAAGAGCAGCGGUGGGUGGAAACCGGCUGGUCAGAAAGCGAUGAACCAAUCAGAGCAGAGGAUGUAAAUUAGCUGCAGAAAGGUGGUUUUGUGUCUGUAGGUGUGAUGAGAGCGAGGCUGCAGCAGAAACUCUAACGGGAAAGUGAGACGCUGCAGGCCGACGUGUGAAGACGUGGGCGUUCGACGUGCACGGGUAGCUGCAGAGGACGAAGAAAACAGACUCCUGUCUCCUCCUCCUCCUCCUGACGAGCGUCUUUUUCUAACAGGACUCGAUGGUGUUUAAAGGCAGCUACACGGACGUGAUUAUUUAUCUAUUUAUUUGCCCUCAGUCACUUCCUGCUCUGCACUCUGUUUGGUUUUUGCUUUCAUCAGGUCAAAGUUUCUUCUGUUUCUCCUCACAAAUAUAUGCGUCUGUUAUCAGUCGAUCGUGUCUGCCUGCUUUGAUGUCGUCUGCUGAAAGCACCACGAGGCACUUCCUGAGCAGCUCACUGAGCUGCCAGUUUAUUAGGUACACCUCCACCUUUUAGGCAGCUCAGUGUUUUGCUGAAUUUCCAGCUCUGAGUCUCGGGCUCAUCUCCAACACUGGAAGCAGUUUUAAAAAAGAAUAAUUGGAUUAUAAGGAAGGAAUUCUUUAAUAAAGUGCAGGUAUGGCUGUUUAUGUACCUGUACAGGAAGGUCAGAGGUAUAGAGCUGAUGUCAUGUGGUGCUCUGGUGGUUAAAGGAUUAUUUUACUUUGAAUGAACUGCUGACCUGUGGAUACAGUUUUUGGUUUAAUGAACUGAGGGUGAAACCAGUGGGAGGCAGUGAAGGAAAGAUGACAGGUGACUUCAGUUAGGUCACAGAGGAACACAGGAGCCAAUCAGUGAUGAGGUGUUAUAGGUGCUAUUAGGAUGUAACAGGGUAUGUAUGCACUGCACAAAUAUGAAACCAGAGGGCAGUAUGCACUGACGAGCAGGUAAACAUGGUGACCUCACUGUGAGCACCGAGCAGAUCCAGUAUAACAGAUGGACAUAGAUCCAUGACAUCAGCACCAUGAUCAGCUUUUUCUCCAUCUUAAUGUUUUGAAAGUGGGCGUGGUGAGUGAGGGGCGGGUCUGACUGUGAAACUGCACGUUCACUGGUUAACAGCCGGUGAUUGACAGGUCAGUCAGGCUGAGAGGUCACACGAAGGUAGGCAUCAGCUCAGUACAUAAGCCCAUCAAUGUCACUGUGAAAGGGGCGGAGUCUGCAGUGUCUGACCAACCAGGGACAGGGACAGGUCAGCUGGCUGUGCGUGCGUGUGUGUGUGUGUGUGUGUGUGUGUGUGUGUGCGUGUGUGUGUGU